Messenger RNA from Mercenaria mercenaria, 1534 nucleotides. RefSeq names its product 17-beta-hydroxysteroid dehydrogenase 14-like. Gene Ontology annotation, cellular component: cytosol. NCBI's taxonomy places the organism in Eukaryota, Metazoa, Mollusca, Bivalvia, Venerida, Veneridae. The record is from RefSeq and is a predicted model, not a curated record. Gene Ontology annotation, molecular function: estradiol 17-beta-dehydrogenase [NAD(P)+] activity. Bases 176 to 994 code for a protein of 272 amino acids. The transcript is spliced from 10 exons. Gene Ontology annotation, biological process: steroid catabolic process.
GUAGACAAGGGAGACCAAUCUUGGAACACUGUUCAAAGUGUACGUAUUUACGUUAUCAAUAUCAGUCGAAAUUUGGACCGAAGUGACAGAGAUACAACACACUGUGCAAAUAUUCAUAGAUAGGCGGAAAUCCCACGGAAGCUAGCACCUGUUAAAUAUAAUUUCUACGUCUAAAAUGGCUGAAGCACUAAGAUACAAAGACAAGGUAACCAUAGUAACGGGAGGCAGCAAGGGAAUAGGCAAAGGAUGUGUCGAAGUUUUUGUGCAACAUGGUUCAAAGGUGGUGUUCUGUUCAAGAGGAGAAACAGAAGGCCGGGAACUUGAAACAAAAAUGAAUGCUCAGGGACCUGGUUCAGCUUUGUUUGUCAAGUGCGAUAUGACAAAAGAGGAUGAUAUCAAAAAUUUAAUUUCAACUACAGUAGAAAAAUAUGGACAAAUCGACUGUGUUAUAAAUAAUGCUGGGCAACAUCCACCUGUGUUGAAAAUUGAUGAAAUAUCCGGUGAUGAUUUCCGUAAACUUCUAGAUGUGAAUCUAGUCAGUUACUUUCUUGUCGCCAAGUAUGCUUUACCUCACCUUCGGAAGACGAAAGGAUGUUUGAUUCAGGAUUCCAGUCUUGUAGCUGAGAUUGGUCAGCCGGGAGCAUGUACUUAUGUGGCAACUAAGGGUGGAGUGACGUCAUUAACAAAGGCUUUGGCAAUUGAUGAAGCUGAGCAUGGUGUCAGGGUCAACACAUUUGCGCCUGGUAAUGUUUGGACACCAAUGUGGGAGGAAGGUGCCAAACUCACCCCAGACUACAAUCAGUGUGUAAAAGCUGGUGAAGAUUCGCAGUUGCUCGGACGUAUGGGAACCAUAGAGGAGUGUGGGAAGGCGUGUCUAUUUUUAGCAGCGGAUGCCACGUUCUGCACGGGAAUUAAUAUACUUAUGUCUGGUGGUGCCGAACUGUGCUAUGGAAUUAAAAAUCCCAAGGCAAAGGCCAGCGGAAGUUUUCUUUAGAUAUUAUAAUGUAUAUAAAAUAGAUUUAAGUUACGUAUGAACGAUUUUCAUGUAUAUUAUGUAAAUAUCAAUUUCAUCAUGGGAGAGUUGUCACGUUAAAAGAUAACUUUAGUAGAUUUUUAUAUAGAAAAAAAAACAACACAAACUUUAUAUACUACUUGGAACAUUUUUAGUUAAAUGGGAGCCAAGAAAACAAAUACCCAAGAAAUCGAGAAUCAUGGUGAACUUCGAACAAAUGCGCACAAAAACGAACUCCAAAAGUAGUUAAACGUAUGUUAGCCUACAAGGUGGAAAAGUGCAUUUUGAUAAGUGUUUCGCAAAACAUUGUCUUUUUCUCGGGUCGAGUUUCUCAACAAAUGUCUUUUAAAGGUAUUUUUCAACGUCAUAGUGAGUCGCAUAUUUUAGCUGUUCGGAGAGAAAAGUGCAAUUAUUCUUUACGAUGAAAAAAAUACCCAGGGAUAAUUUUUAUAAAUAUAUGUUUUACAAUACUUGUGUCGAAUAUUGUUGUAAAUAAUACAAAUAUAAACAGAGGGAAUGUGA